AACAGCUUUUAUUAUAUCCCCUAAAUCUCCUCUUAUAUUAGAGACGUGUUUUACAGUAUUAUGGGAUGCUAAGUAUACGCCUUUAGGAAUCAAAAUGUCUCUGAAAAAAAAUCCUUAGCACUAGUCGGUUAGCACUAGCACACACUCAAUGCAGGUGUAAUUGACUUAUUUUCUAGGAAAGUAAUGUUCGCCAAGAAACUAGUUCUGGUCAAAGCGCAUGCGUUGCGUUGUGUUGUGUAGAUUCAGAGAGAGUGUAUGUCCGCUUCAGUUAACAGUCAAAUACGUUUGAGACUCUACCGGUCGCUACACACACAACCUAGGCAUUUGUUUUUCUGUUUUCUGAAUCCUGUUUUCUCUCUGCUUUUUGUGUUUUUUCUCUCUCCAUCUUUCCUGCGAUAUCCUCCCUCUCCCGUCUUCCCUGUUGUCAGUGUCAUGGUUCUCUCUGCAGCCAAUUGGCACCUCCUGAGCAGAUCGGCUGCCUGGGGACAGCUUCUCCUCAGGAAUGGUUCCGUAUACACCCCUGCCAGUGGUUUCCAGGAAGAGGAGAUCAGGGAGAAACUUCUGGCUUUCCCUGGGGGGUCUGUGGACCUGGUGAAACAGGAGUCAGGCAUUGCAGUACUUACGGUCAACCACCCUGCUCGCAUGAACGCUUUCUCGGGUUCUAUGAUGGUUGAGCUGGAGGAGAGGGUUUCUCAGCUGGAGGGCUGGAUGGAGGGGAAAGGCCUCAUCGUUCAAGGGGCUGCUGGGACAUUCUGCUCUGGGUCAGACCUCACCGCUGUCCGGGCUAUAUCCAACCCUCAGGAUGGGGUGAGGAUGUGCAUGUUCAUGCAGAAUGCCCUAACCCGGCUGUUACGGCUGCCUCUGUUCUCUGUAGCUCUGGUGGAGGGCAGGGCGCUGGGAGGAGGGGCGGAGCUCACCACUGCCUGUGACUUCAGGUUGAUGGCACCAGGUAGUGUGAUCCAAUUUGUCCACAAACAUAUGGGUCUAGUGCCUGGCUGGGGCGGAGCCACCAGGCUGGUUCGGAUUGUAGGCAGCCAGAAUGCCUUGAGAAUGCUGGGUGGUGCCUUGAAAGUGGACCCGGAAAUGGGUUUACGGAUUGGGCUGGCAGACGGUGUCCUGGAGGGCUCACAGGCUGGUGAAGAGUCUGGAGCCUGUGCCCUCCUCGAGGCGAAGCAGUGGCUGGGACGCUACACAGAGGGUCCAGCCCCGGUCAUCAGAGCCAUAAAGGCAGUGGUACAGUCUGGGAGGGAGCUCCCUCUGGAGGUGUCUCUGCGGGCGGAGAGGGACGUGUUCGGGUCUCUAUGGGGAGGACCGGUUAACUUGCAGGCCCUGGUCAGCAAAGCCAAGCACAAGUGAACUAGCUAGUCUUUUGCGGCCAAACCAGUUUUCACACAUGCUGUCGCCUUGCAGGCACUAACAGAGUGUAGUGUUUUAAUGUUCUGGGAAAUCUACAACAGCCAGACGUGGUUAUGAACCAACAGACAAGACUGCUCUGGUGCGAGUGUAAAUGGUCUGACCCAGACAUGACACUCUGGGUGUGUGAGAACCAGUAGCUGAUGGUGGAUAUAUGUUGCUGUGGAUGAAAUUGGGACUGUUGGCAAACAAUUAUGUGGGACAAUCUACAAGUAGUAACAUUCUUUUUGUCACUUAUAUAGAAAUGCAUGUAAAUGAGAUACAAGUUGUUAUGGUGACACUUGCAAUUCA
This is a messenger RNA of Esox lucius (northern pike), 1704 nucleotides long. It is a transcript of the gene echdc1, whose product is annotated as enoyl CoA hydratase domain containing 1. Gene Ontology annotation, cellular component: cytosol. Gene Ontology annotation, molecular function: enoyl-CoA hydratase activity. Bases 256 to 1356 code for a protein of 366 amino acids. Gene Ontology annotation, biological process: fatty acid beta-oxidation. NCBI's taxonomy places the organism in Eukaryota, Metazoa, Chordata, Actinopteri, Esociformes, Esocidae. The transcript is spliced from 5 exons. The record is from RefSeq and is a predicted model, not a curated record.